AUGUGGUCGUGGAUGGCGGACCGCAUGAUGGACGACCCCGACACGAUGUCGGCGAGCAGCAGCAUGGACCAACUGUCGAUGUACGGUGCUCGCGGCAUGUUCAUCGAAAGUACGGACGCUACGUGGCUAUACACAUUCGAUGACGACGAGCAGAACGUACUACGGAGUGACAGGCGCACCUCUCUCUGGCAGCAUUCCAGCGGCCUCCGUGCGGCCCACAACACCCGCAAUGUGCCACACGGCAACGUCGAACCUGGCUGCCAGCAAAUUGCGGAGGACCUCGUAUUGCGUAUGCCGUACGCUGGCGUGAGGGAACAGAAUGGGGAGAGAUAUGGAGACGAUAUUGGGCCAGCGAAUCAGAUGUUCCUCCGUCCUCCGCUGGCUCUAAUUCGUCUUCGCGUGGCUUUGUUAUCGCGUCAAUAG
Sporothrix schenckii 1099-18 is the source of this 423-nucleotide messenger RNA. RefSeq lists its product as uncharacterized. The transcript is spliced from 2 exons. Bases 1 to 423 code for a protein of 140 amino acids. Lineage: Eukaryota; Fungi; Ascomycota; Sordariomycetes; Ophiostomatales; Ophiostomataceae. The record is from RefSeq and is a predicted model, not a curated record.